Molecule: messenger RNA, 1144 nt
Organism: Anopheles nili
Lineage: Eukaryota; Metazoa; Arthropoda; Insecta; Diptera; Culicidae
Product: protein takeout-like
Exons: 4
Coding region: 240-971 (243 amino acids)
Source: RefSeq, a predicted model, not a curated record
CCCCUGCGGGAAGGACUCCCCAACGAAAGGAAGCGAGCAAAAGAAAAGUGAGAGCGCCUUUCUCGAAACGUCGCGUGAAGUUGGAAUCGAAAUCGAACCGAGGAUCGCAUUUUGUGCAAGUUCACGGUCAAGGCUAACGGUGUGCGAGUGUGCGUACGUACGUGUGUGUGUGUGUGCAAGUCGCAACUGGUGAAAAGAAAGUGAAACGAGCCCCCCAAAAUACGCAUUGCUCGAUCGCAAUGUUGCCAAUUGUGGUGAUGAUCGUUUGUCUGAUCGGUGGAAGCUUCGCGGAUAUCGCGUCUUCCAUCAAGGUGUGCUCACGAAAUGACCCCGACUUGAGCCGUUGUAUCAUCGAUUCGGUGAACGAUUUGCGGCCUCGAUUGGCUACGGGGAAAAUCUCUGAUGAGUUCCGGAUUCCGCCAUUAGAGCCACUUGCCCUAUCCACAGUGAACAUGGACCGAGGUGCUGAGUUUAAGGCCACCUUUAGCGAGCUACUUGUGACGGGACCGAGCAAGUUCAAGAUCGACAACCUUAAGGUUAACAUCGAGAAGCUGAUCUUCGACUUCAACAUCUUCCUGCCGAAGCUGUCGUUCAAGGGCAAGUACGAUCUGAAGAUCAAGCUGUUGUUGUUGAACAUCGCUGGCGUAGGCGAUCUCACUGGCGUCGUCGAGAACAAUCACGCACGUGUGAAGCUGAUGUGCGAGAAAUAUAUGCGAGAUGGCGUCGAGUAUAUGCGCGUGAAGAAGAUGCUCGUGCGCAUCCAGAUCGAAAAGGGUCGGUUCGAUAUGAAGGACCUGUUCCGUGGUGAUCCCGUGCUCAGUCAGGCCGGCAAUCAGUUCAUCAACGAGAACUCGCGGCUUUUCCUCGACGAGCUGACGCCUGGAUUGGAGCGUAGCCUGUCCGAUACCUUCAAGGCGACCUCAAACGAGAUCAUGCAGCAGGCCACCUUCGAUGAAAUCUUCCCGGCGUAGGCCAAACGACCCGUAAAGGACCUCCCGAAGGGCAUCCCGGGAAACGAUCUGUGAUGUGGCUGAGCGUCGAGUGGCGUACGUCAGCGGUUGUAGCGUUUAGUUGACGAUGGUACCUUCUUUAAGUAGCUCUAGCUCUCGGUCAGAGGGAAAAUAUACGGUUGUUUGCAAAUAAA